UUUUCUUCUCCAGCCGAGGGGACGCGGCUGUGCUACGAAGACCGAGUGUGGACAGUAAUGACCUCGCGUUUCCGAUUGCCUGCUGGCAGAACCUACAAUGUACGAGCAUCAGAGUUGGCCCGAGACAGACAGCAUACGGAGGUGGUUUGCAACAUCCUUCUUCUGGAUAACACUGUACAAGCUUUCAAAGUUAAUAAACAUGAUCAGGGGCAAGUUCUGUUGGAUAUAGUCUUCAAGCAUCUUGAUUUGACUGAGCGUGACUAUUUUGGUUUACAUUUGGCUGACGAUUCCACAGACAACCCAAGGUGGCUGGAUCCAAACAAACCAAUAAGGAAGCAGCUGAAGAGAGGAUCUCCUUACAGUUUGAACUUCAGAGUCAAAUUUUUUGUAAGUGACCCCAACAAGUUACAAGAAGAAUACACAAGGUACCAGUAUUUUUUGCAAAUUAAACAAGACAUUCUUACUGGAAGAUUGCCCUGUCCUUAUAAUACUGCUGCCCUUUUGGCUUCAUUUGCUGUUCAGUCUGAACUUGGAGACUACAAUCAGUCAGAAAACUUGCCAGGCUACCUCUCAGAUUAUUCUUUCAUUCCUAAUCAACCUCAAGAUUUUGAAAAAGAAAUUGCAAAAUUACAUCAGCAACAUACAGGUUUAUCUCCUGCAGAAGCAGAAUUUAAUUACCUGAACACAGCACGUACCUUAGAACUCUAUGGAGUUGAAUUCCACUAUGCAAGGGAUCAAAGUAACAAUGAAAUUAUGAUUGGAGUGAUGUCAGGAGGAAUUCUGAUUUAUAAGAACAGGGUACGAAUGAAUACCUUUCCAUGGUUGAAGAUUAUAAAAAUUUCUUUCAAGUGCAAACAGUUUUUUAUUCAACUUAGAAAAGAAGUGCAUGAAUCUAGAGAAACAUUAUUGGGAUUUAAUAUGGUGAAUUACAGAGCAUGCAAAAAUUUAUGGAAAGCAUGUGUAGAACAUCACACAUUCUUCCGUUUGGACAGACCACUUCCACCUCAAAAGAAUUUUUUUGCACAUUAUUUUACAUUAGGUUCAAAAUUUCGGUACUGUGGGAGAACUGAAGUCCAGUCAGUUCAGUAUGGCAAAGAAAAAGCAAAUAAAGAGAGGGUAUUUGCAAGAUCCCCAAGUAAGCCCUUGGCACGGAAAUUAAUGGAUUGGGAAGUGGUAAGCAGAAAUUCAAUAUCUGAUGACAGGUUAGAAACACAAAGCCUUCCAUCACGAUCUCCACCUGGAACUCCUAAUCAUCGAAAUUCUGCAUUCACACAAGAGGGAACCCGGUUACGACCAUCUUCAGUUGGUCAUUUGGUAGACCAUGUGGUUCACACUUCCCCAAGUGAAGUAUUUGUGAAUCACAGAUCUCCAUCUUCAACACAAGCUAAUAGCAUCGUUCUGGAAUCAUCACCAUCACAGGAGACCCCUGGAGAUGGGCAGCCUCCAGCUUUACCACCCAAACAAUCAAAGAAAAACAGUUGGAACCAAAUUCAUUAUUCACAUUCUCAACAAGAUCUGGAAAACCAUAUUAACGAAACAUUUGAUGUUCCAUCGUCCCCUGAAAAAUCUACUCCUAAUGGUGGUAUUCCACAAGAUAAUCUUGUUCUAAUCAGAAUGAAACCUGAUGAAAAUGGAAGGUUUGGAUUCAAUGUAAAGGGAGGAUAUGAUCAGAAGAUGCCUGUGAUUGUGUCCCGAGUAGCACCAGGAACACCUGCUGACCUCUGUGUCCCUCGAUUGAAUGAAGGGGACCAAGUUGUACUGAUCAAUGGUCGGGACAUUGCAGAACAUACCCAUGAUCAAGUUGUCCUGUUUAUUAAAGCUAGCUGUGAGAGACAUUCUGGGGAACUCGUACUCCUGGUUCGACCUAAUGCUGUAUAUGAUGUAGUGGAAGAAAAGCUAGAAAAUGAGCCAGACUUCCAGUACAUUCCGGAGAAAGCCCCACUAGAUAGCGUCCAUCAGGAUGACCAUUCGCUGCGGGAGUCAAUGAUCCAGCUAGCCGAGGGACUUAUCACUGGAACAGUCCUGACACAAUUUGAUCAACUAUAUCGGAAAAAACCUGGAAUGACAAUGUCUUGUGCCAAAUUACCUCAAAAUAUUUCCAAAAAUAGAUACAGAGAUAUUUCGCCUUAUGAUGCUACACGGGUCAUUUUAAAGGGUAAUGAAGACUAUAUCAAUGCAAAUUAUAUAAAUAUGGAAAUCCCUUCUUCUAGCAUUAUAAAUCAGUAUAUUGCUUGUCAAGGGCCAUUACCACACACUUGUACAGAUUUUUGGCAGAUGACUUGGGAACAAGGCUCCUCUAUGGUUGUAAUGUUGACUACACAAGUUGAACGUGGCAGAGUUAAGUGUCACCAGUAUUGGCCAGAACCCACAGGAAGUUCAUCCUAUGGAUGCUAUCAAGUCACCUGCCACUCAGAAGAAGGAAACACAGCAUAUAUCUUCAGGAAGAUGACACUAUUUAACCAAGAGAAAAAUGAGAGUCGUCAGCUCACUCAGAUCCAGUACAUAGCCUGGCCUGACCAUGGAGUUCCUGAUGAUUCAAGUGACUUUCUGGAUUUUGUUUGUCAUGUACGAAAUAAGAGGGCUGGCAAGGAAGAACCUAUUGUUGUUCAUUGCAGUGCUGGAAUUGGAAGAACUGGGGUUCUUAUUACUAUGGAAACAGCCAUGUGUCUCAUUGAAUGCAAUCAACCAGUUUAUCCACUAGACAUUGUAAGAACAAUGAGAGAUCAACGAGCCAUGAUGAUCCAAACACCUAGUCAAUACAGAUUUGUAUGUGAAGCUAUUUUGAAAGUUUAUGAAGAAGGAUUUGUUAAACCCUUAACUACAUCAUCAAAUAAAUAAGAAAGCAAAAGUCUGGGACAUGGGUCAGAAAACUGCUUUCUCUUAUAUUCACUGUGCCAUAAUUCUGCUUGCAGGAAAUGGCAUUUAGACAAAACAAAUGAAGAACUAACAAAAACUGAAAACUUCAGCACUGUUGCACUUUAUGUUUAAGAAAAUGUCACUCUCUCAAAAUCUGUAAUUCACGUGUUUGAAGACUAUUUCAUGCUUUGCUCCGAACAAAUAGUGAAUAACUGAGUAUGU
Messenger RNA from Neomonachus schauinslandi (Hawaiian monk seal), 3078 nucleotides. RefSeq names its product protein tyrosine phosphatase non-receptor type 4 (gene PTPN4). The record is from RefSeq and is a predicted model, not a curated record. NCBI's taxonomy places the organism in Eukaryota, Metazoa, Chordata, Mammalia, Carnivora, Phocidae. The transcript is spliced from 27 exons. Gene Ontology annotation, molecular function: protein tyrosine phosphatase activity; cytoskeletal protein binding. Bases 58 to 2838 code for a protein of 926 amino acids. Gene Ontology annotation, cellular component: cytoskeleton; cytoplasmic side of plasma membrane; cytoplasm. Gene Ontology annotation, biological process: protein dephosphorylation.